AUGUCAAGAAAUGAUGCUCGAACUACUAACGAUAAAAUCGACGCUAAAACUCAAAGUUUGCGACGUCGAUCGGUCUUAGUUUCGUCCAAUCCAAAUAGUGAUUCUUUACCCAUUGAUCUGAUACUUGUUUAUGAUUGUACAGAUCAAGACAAAGAUAAUAAUGUUGAAAGUAUUCAGGAUAAUCAAGCUAAAAAGAAGAAGACACCAGCAGAACGUCGAAAAAGAUUUGAAGAAUAUCUUUGCAAAAAACAAGGUCUUAUUCUUAAGCAUGCAGAAUCAAAUCAGAAACAAUUUGGAUUUGUUAAAGUUCAUACUCCAUUUGAUAUUCUUUUGCUUACUGCUGAAAAUAUGCGAAUGAGAUUACCAAUUGAGAAAAUAGAAGAAGAUGAAAAUGAAAAUGAUUUAUCAACAUCACAGAAUAAUCAAUCAGCUUGGCAUCGUUUUACGACAUCAUUAAAAAAAUCAUUUCGUCUUGAUUCGUCAUUAAAGCAAAAUGAUCCAGAUUAUUAUACAGCAAUCUAUUCAUCAAAUAUCGAUAAAUUUAAACAUUUAUUUGCUACAUUACGUGGUUCAAAAGAUUUAUAUUUUACACCAACUGAACGAAGUUUAUUAACACAUGAAUUAUUAUCAAGAGCUCAUUUUGAUUAUGAUGAUGAUAAUCAAGGUGAUAAUCAACAAAAUGCAGUAACAAUACGUUCACUUACGAAUACAUCAGCUGAAUUACAGAAACUUUCAAAACGACCUGGUAUUGAUCGAUUAAUAACAAAAAAAGCCUACGAGUGUUAUUUUCCUUUACAUGAGUCUCUUCGAGAUGAUGCAAUAAAUAUAGAAGACAGUGACUUAAAUGAUCGAGAAAAAUUAAAAAAACAUUGGGCUACAAUGCGUCAAUGUGUUAAAUUUCAACCAUUAUCUUUAAUUCGUUCAUAUAUGGGUGAAAAAGUUGCAUUUUAUUUUGCACUCUGUGGUUUUUAUAAUCAAAUGCUAGUUCCAGCUGCAUUGGUUGGUUUCAUUAUAUUUAUCUAUGGCAUAAGUAGUGUUUUUUCAGAUCAGCCAACAUCCGAUAUUUGUGGAGAAUUAGGACAGACAACACAUAUGUGUCCAAGAUGUGAUAGAACAUGUCCAUUUUGGAAACUCAGCGAUAGUUGCUUAUAUUCAAAAGUUUCAUACGUAUUUGACAAUGCAGCUACAGUUGUUUUUUCCAUAUUGAUGUCCUUAUGGGCAAGAUGGUUUAUUGAAUUUUGGAAACGUCGACAGGCAGGUCUACAAUAUGAUUGGGAUUCAAUGGGCUUUGAAGAACAUCUUGAACCAAUACGACCGGCAUUUGAAAAUAAAGCGAAGAAAAAAGGCGAAAAGCGUAUUAAUCCUGUUACUGAGAUAAAUGAACCGUAUAUUUCAAUUCGAACACGAAUGCCAUUCUUUUUAGCUGCAGGUGCUGUUGUUUUAUUGAUGAUGGCUAUUGUAUGUGCAACUGUUUUUGGAACAAUUGCAUAUCGUUCUCGAAUGGAUUAUAUUUUAAAAAAAUCAAGUGUUAAAACAUAUUCAUCAAUUAUAAUAACUGUUACAAGUGCCAUUAUGAAUCUUAUUUGUUCUAUUAUAUUAUCACGAUUUUAUUAUUGGAUUGCACGAAAAUUAACUGAUUUUGAACUUCAUAAAUAUCAAUCGACAUAUGAUGAUUCAUUAACGAUUAAAAUAUAUCUUUUUCAAUUUGUCAAUUUUUAUUCAUCGUUAUUUUAUAUUGCCUUUUUUAAAGGACGCUUCCAUAAAUAUCCAUCAACUUAUGCUGACUCGGAUUCGAGAAAUUUUACUGAACAGUGUGAUCCAGCAGGUUGUUUAGUCGAACUUUCUAUACAAUUUUUUAUCAUUAUGAUUGGAAAACAAAUUAUAAAUAAUUUAUUCGAGUUCUUUAAUGCAAUGGGUAGUACACUAAAACGAAUAUUUUGGAAACGUGGUGAAACUGAGGCACAAGAACAAUGGGAAAAAGAUAAUGAACUAUAUGAUUUUAAUUCCAAUACACUUAUCGAUGAAUAUUUGGAAUUAGUUAUUCAAUUUGGUUUUGUUACACUAUUUGUCGCUGCUUUUCCACUUGCACCAUUGUUUGCUUUAUUAAAUAAUAUAAUUGAAAUACGUUUGGAUGCAUGGAAAUUUUUAUCUAAAUAUAAACGACCUAUUCCAUUUAAAGCAUCCGAUAUUGGUAUUUGGAGUGAUAUUAUUUCUGCAAUAUCAUAUGUUGCUGUUCUAACAAAUGCAGUUGUUAUUGCUUGGACAUCAGAAUUCAUUCCAAAAAUGGCAUAUCGUUCAAUUCAAUCAACUGGAGGAAGUCUGAAUGGUUAUGUUAAUUGGACACUGUCGUCAUUUAAUAUUGCUGAUUAUAAUCGUACCGGUACGAUGCCGGAGGAUGGAUCAAAUAAUUUAACUAUCUGUCGUUAUCGUGAUUUUCGUAACUCAACUGGACCAGAUUAUUCUCAAACAUCAAUCUUCUGGAAUGUAUUAGCUGCUCGUCUUGCAUUUAUUAUUGUUUUUGAACAUGUUAUCUUUUUUAUUAUUUAUAUAAUGCAAUGGCUUGUACCAGAUGUACCAAAGAAAAUUCAAAAUAAAAUUGAUCAUGAGCGUUAUAUUGAUCAACAUGAGCGAUGGGCCAGUAAACAAACUGAAGAUCAUUUUAAAGAUGCUAUUAUUUCAUCAGAAGCUGUAACAAAAAUGAUAACAUCUUCAAAUGGAACUAUAAAAGCUCCUGUCAAUGAAAAUGAUGUCUCUUCAAAUGGUUCACGAGAUCGAAAAAGACAAUCUGGUAUGCAAUUAUCAUUAGAUAAUGAGUGA
This is a messenger RNA of Rotaria sp. Silwood2, 2817 nucleotides long. Lineage: Eukaryota; Metazoa; Rotifera; Eurotatoria; Philodinida; Philodinidae. The record is from the annotation of a GenBank genome assembly.